UCGCUAGUGUAGUAGUGCCAUGCGCUACCUCUAUGUGGCACUUCUGCUCUGAAGAAGGAAGACCCACGAUCACGCUAAUAGCUGGAGUGUGCUGACCAACACCUCACCCCUGCCCUCGGGAUUAAAGGGGAAACCGAGACCUGUAUGGGUCGGCCAUCUCCAGCAGAUCGCGUGACUACCGCAGCGGAGGUAAAAGAAUUGCUGAAUCAUCUGACUGAAGCAAUAACCUCACUAUCUUUGUUUUUUACACUGCAUCAACAAUGAAGCAAUGAUAUCUGAGUACGAAAGAACAUGUGCCAACUAACUGUCCUCACAAUUUAAGUGACCGUGUGAGCAGAAACAUGCUGUAACAGACCUGUGUCAACUGGUAGACAGAGAAUGCAUUCUUCUGAUUCUGUUUGUGUAGAAGAAAGUUUAGUAUAAUACAUUUAAAUUGUAACCUACAUCAAAUGAAAUAAAAAUGAGUGAAGCCCCCAGAUUCUUUGUUGGACCUGAAGAUACAGAAAUCAACCCUGGUAAUUAUCGACAUUUCUUCCACCAUGCAGAUGAAGAUGAGGAGGAGGAGGAUGAGUCUCCACCGGAAAGGCAGAUUGUGGUUGGAAUAUGUUCCAUGGCAAAGAAAUCCAAAUCCAAACCAAUGAAGGAAAUUCUUGAGCGGAUCUCCUUAUUUAAAUAUAUUACAGUAGUAGUAUUUGAAGAGGAUGUUAUUUUGAAUGAACCAGUGGAAAACUGGCCUUUAUGUGAUUGUCUUAUUUCUUUCCAUUCUAAAGGAUUUCCACUGGACAAAGCAGUUGCCUAUGCAAAACUCAGGAAUCCAUUUGUUAUCAAUGAUUUGAAUAUGCAGUAUCUCAUACAAGAUAGGAGGGAAGUAUAUAGUAUCCUUCAAGCUGAAGGUAUUUUACUUCCUCGUUAUGCCAUUUUGAACCGUGACCCAAAUAAUCCCAAAGAAUGCAGUCUAAUUGAAGGGGAAGAUCAUGUAGAAGUAAAUGGGGAAGUUUUCCAAAAGCCGUUUGUAGAAAAGCCAGUCAGUGCAGAAGAUCACAAUGUUUACAUUUAUUAUCCAACAUCUGCUGGUGGUGGAAGUCAAAGACUUUUUCGAAAGAUUGGCAGUAGAAGUAGUGUUUAUUCCCCAGAAAGCAGUGUACGAAAAACAGGCUCGUAUAUAUACGAAGAGUUCAUGCCUACAGAUGGUACUGAUGUCAAGGUUUAUACAGUGGGUCCAGAUUAUGCCCAUGCUGAAGCUCGAAAAUCUCCAGCACUGGAUGGCAAAGUGGAACGAGAUAGUGAAGGAAAAGAAGUGAGAUAUCCUGUUAUUCUCAAUGCACGAGAGAAAUUAAUUGCUUGGAAAGUCUGCCUUGCAUUUAAGCAAACAGUUUGUGGCUUUGAUUUAUUACGGGCCAAUGGACAGUCCUAUGUCUGUGAUGUCAAUGGCUUCAGUUUUGUGAAAAAUUCCAUGAAAUACUAUGAUGAUUGUGCAAAAAUACUUGGCAAUAUUGUGAUGAGAGAGCUCGCUCCACAAUUUCAUAUCCCCUGGUCAAUACCCUUAGAAGCUGAAGAUAUCCCCAUUGUACCAACUACAUCUGGAACUAUGAUGGAACUUAGAUGUGUCAUAGCUGUCAUACGGCAUGGGGAUCGAACACCAAAGCAAAAAAUGAAGAUGGAAGUGAGGCAUCAAAAAUUUUUUGAUCUUUUUGAAAAGUGUGAUGGAUAUAAAUCUGGGAAGUUAAAACUCAAAAAGCCAAAACAAUUACAGGAAGUGUUGGAUAUUGCACGGCAGCUUCUUAUGGAGCUGGGGCAGAAUAAUGAUUCUGACAUUGAAGAAAACAAGUCAAAACUUGAACAACUUAAGACAGUGUUAGAGAUGUAUGGCCAUUUUUCUGGAAUAAAUCGUAAGGUGCAAUUAACCUAUCUCCCUCAUGGUUGUCCUAAAACAUCUAGUGAAGAGGAAGACAGCCGAAGAGAAGAACCAUCCUUACUUUUGGUUCUAAAAUGGGGAGGAGAACUAACCCCUGCAGGCAGGGUCCAAGCUGAAGAACUGGGAAGAGCUUUCAGGUGUAUGUAUCCUGGAGGUCAAGGAGAUUAUGCAGGAUUUCCUGGUUGUGGUUUACUUAGAUUACAUAGUACCUACCGGCAUGACCUCAAAAUAUAUGCAUCUGAUGAAGGACGAGUGCAGAUGACUGCAGCUGCUUUUGCAAAGGGGCUCUUGGCACUAGAAGGAGAGCUUACCCCCAUUCUUGUUCAGAUGGUAAAAAGCGCAAACAUGAAUGGUCUUCUGGAUAGCGACAGUGACUCCCUGAGCAGUUGUCAGCAGCGUGUGAAAGCAAGACUUCAUGAAAUACUACAGAAAGAUAGAGAUUUCACUGCAGAAGAUUUUGAAAAGCUUACUCCAUCUGGAAGCAUUUCUCUUAUUAAAUCAAUGCAUUUAAUUAAAAAUCCUGUGAAGACCUGUGACAAAGUUUAUUCCUUGAUACAAAGUUUGACUUCUCAAAUCAGACAUCGCAUGGAAGAUCCCAAAUCAUCAGAUAUUCAACUUUACCAUAGUGAAACAUUAGAGCUUAUGCUACGUAGAUGGUCCAAGUUGGAGAAAGACUUUAAAACAAAGAAUGGAAGAUAUGACAUUAGUAAAAUCCCUGACAUAUAUGACUGUAUAAAGUAUGAUGUCCAGCAUAACGGUUCCUUGAAAUUAGAAAACACAAUGGAAUUAUAUAGGCUUUCGAAGGCAUUAGCAGAUAUUGUUAUCCCUCAGGAAUAUGGAAUAACCAAAGCUGAAAAACUGGAGAUUGCCAAAGGCUACUGUACCCCUCUAGUCAGAAAAAUUCGCUCAGACCUUCAGAGGACACAAGAUGACGACACUGUAAAUAAACUCCAUCCUGUGUAUUCCAGGGGUGUUCUGUCUCCUGAACGUCACGUCCGUACCAGAUUAUAUUUCACUAGUGAAAGUCAUGUACAUUCUCUACUAUCUAUUCUUCGUUAUGGUGCCUUAUGCAACGAAUCAAAAGAUGAACAGUGGAAACGAGCUAUGGAUUAUUUAAAUGUUGUCAAUGAACUCAACUACAUGACUCAGAUUGUUAUCAUGCUUUAUGAGGAUCCUAACAAGGAUCUUUCCUCGGAGGAACGCUUUCAUGUUGAAUUACACUUCAGUCCAGGAGCCAAAGGAUGUGAAGAAGAUAAAAAUCUACCAUCCGGCUAUGGAUAUAGACCAGCUUCAAGAGAGAAUGAAGGCAAGCGGUCUUUUAAAAUUGAUAACGAUGAUGAACCACAUACUUCUAGAAGAGAUGAGGUUGAUCGAGGUGUACUGUUAUUCAAACCUAUGGUAUCAGAACCGAUUCAUAUACACAGGAAGUCGCCACUGCCACGCUCCAGGAAGAUGGCUACAAACGAAGAAGAGAGCCCCCUGAGUGUGUCUAGCCCAGAGGGUACUGGUACCUGGCUGCAUUAUACCAGUGGUGUGGGUACUGGGCGUCGAAGACGCAGAUCAGGGGAACAAAUCACUUCUUCCCCUGUCUCCCCCAAAUCAUUGGCUUUCACAUCCAGUAUUUUUGGCUCAUGGCAACAGGUUGUAUCUGAAAAUGCUAAUUACCUACGAACGCCAAGAACUCUUGUGGAACAGAAGCAGAACCCUACUGUAGGGUCACACUGUGCGGGCCUGUUUAGCACCUCGGUGCUCGGGGGUUCUUCAAGCGCACCUAACCUACAGGAUUAUGCUCGUACUCAUCGUAAAAAGCUGACCUCUUCUGGCUGCAUAGAUGACGCCACACGCGGUUCUGCUGUUAAAAGGUUUUCUAUCUCAUUUGCUCGACACCCAACCAAUGGCUUUGAAUUGUAUUCCAUGGUACCAUCUAUUUGUCCUCUAGAAACUCUUCACAAUGCCCUGUCUUUAAAGCAGGUGGAUGAAUUUCUUGCUUCCAUUGCUUCUCCAUCAAGUGAAGUUCCACAGACGACCCCUGAACUUUCUUCUGCAGUUUCACGUUCCAGUCCAGUAAUGAGAAGAAAAGUGUCUCUAAAUACAUACACACCUGCAAAGAUCCUCCCAACACCACCCACCACCUUAAAGAGUACUAAAGUGAGCAGCAAGCCAGCCACCAGUGGACCCUCUAAUGCAGUUGCUCCAAAUACCUCAUCUCGGAGAAAGAGUAUAACUAACAAAACAGAAAUGCAUGAACACAAAAAAAACACUGGGAAGAAGAAAUAAAAUCUUCUAGCAGGAGCCAAAACUCCUCAUACUUAAAAAAAUUCACGUUUAGUAGAAAAAGUCAUGUAGUAAGUCUUGGCUCAAGGCUGUCAGAGCAAAUAGUUCAUGUUUCUUCUUAUAUCUCUCUGUAUUCAUUUAAAACUAUGUGACCUCUGGAAGAGUUCUUUGUAUAUAUUCGGGUAAGAAACUUGUCACAAUCUGGAAAUGUUUAAAACAAUGUUUAUUAGCAUUUUAUGAGUAGCAAAACUUAUGGUAAUGAAGAUCUGUUGUUCUUACUGUGAUGUUUACCAUAUGCCUGUGGUAAAGAAAAGGUACGUAAAUUCCCAGCUGGCCGGUACCAGUGUGGUACCAGUAACACUGUUCCAUGAAGAAUCUGUGAAGUGGCUUCUGUACAUACUUCAUUAUCAUGGGAUGGCAUCUUGGCUUUAAAAACCUGUAGCUUUGGUUGAAAUUUGAUGGUCCAGAUUACAUAUUUGGGACUUUUAAAACGUACACUUCCAAAGAGAAAUGGUACAUUGACCAUUUAGAUUAUAAACAUUUCCCCUGCCAUUGUUAACAACUGCAUAUAUGCUGCAAUAUUUAAUAACUGGAGUUAUAGUCUAGGGGUUAUUUUUUCAAUCUGUGCUUUGAAUUUUUUUAUUGUGUGUUAUUUAAAAUAUUGCAUAUACAGCUGGGAUAUCUACAGCUUUAUGCACAUAAAUUUAUAUAUUAAUUUGUAAAAAAUAUUUUCAUUAUAUAUUUACUUACCAUAAAGUUCUUUUGUUCAUCAGGAAAAUUUUGCUUCAUAUAUUGUCAAUAAAAGACAUCCUUAGAGUUUCUUUUUAAGAGAUAUAAUUGACAAGCUUAUAAAAUGUAACACUUAUUUUCAGAGUUCUUUUUAGAUUUAAGGAAAAGUUCAAAAAGAGGAAAAUCAUCAGCGUGAGAAGAAUAUCUGAAUUCCAUAGCACCUGUUUUCACUUUUUAUGUCUAGUGUAUCACUUGAUCUCACUAAGAAAGCUUAAAGAUUGACCAUUCGAAUAAAUGCUUUUUUCAUGUGAUUAGAUUUCAAAGGGAAAUUGAGAUCAUUGUGUUGUGAUUUCAUGUAUGAUGUGAAAAAAAUAUUACCUUUGGUGCUUUUUUACCUCUGCACAAAUAGUUAAUUAUUUACAACUUGAAAUGACUUAAACUGUAAACCAAACAGUACAACCUGGUAAGAAAUCCAUGCAUUGCCAGCCAGGUAAUUUAUAUUGCUAAAGCUUUAGCUUGAAGCUUACUGUUAAAAAAUUAUUAAAUUCUCAUAUGAAUACAACUAUUAAAAUUCUUCGAAAGAGCUCUUCUAACCUUAAAUCAUCAUAUAUGAACUGACUUUUAGAAAAUAGUCAUAUUCCAUGUUAGUUUUAAAAGGUACCAGAUGUAAAAGUCACAAAUAUAUACAAUUAUGUAAGUUUGUAUUCUUCACAUGAAUGUAAAUGUAUUAUGUGGAGACCUGUCUUAUAAACAGUUGAAUGUACCUAAGCUUUUUGUAUGUAAAAAUGUGGCUAAUGUGCUCAUAGUGGGGGUAAGGAAACUACUUUUAUUUUUUAAGUGGAACUGAAUUAAAAUAUUUUAUUUCCAGAAUCAGA
Molecule: messenger RNA, 5793 nt
Organism: Phyllostomus hastatus (greater spear-nosed bat)
Lineage: Eukaryota; Metazoa; Chordata; Mammalia; Chiroptera; Phyllostomidae
Gene: PPIP5K2
Product: diphosphoinositol pentakisphosphate kinase 2
Exons: 31
Coding region: 461-4192 (1243 amino acids)
Biological process (GO): inositol phosphate biosynthetic process; inositol metabolic process
Cellular component (GO): cytosol
Molecular function (GO): 5-diphosphoinositol pentakisphosphate 1-kinase activity; diphosphoinositol pentakisphosphate kinase activity; inositol hexakisphosphate kinase activity
Source: RefSeq, a predicted model, not a curated record